UGCGGCGGUGAGCGGAAGGUAUAACGACAGCAGCUCUGAAGCCCGGCGGGCUGGUGAGGGGGUGACCUGGAGGCAAGCGGUGGCGCUGGCGGCUCCUGGAGGCUCUCGUUCCCUUCGGGUGGGCGCCGGGUGGGCCUCACCUCUGGCUUCCCCAGCAUGCGCGGGGCCUAGGGAUGAUCUUUCCAAUAGCCUGCUCUGUGCUUGGCUGGCUGCAGCGGCCCGGAGGCCGGACCUUGACCCGCGCCGCCAUGGAGGUGGCCUUCCGAGGCAUGCGGAAAAUCCUCUGUGUGGCCGAGAAAAACGACGCGGCCAAGGGGAUCGCCGACUUGCUGUCCAACGGUCGCAUGAUGCGGAGGGAAGGACUUUCUAAAUUCAAUAAGAUCUAUGAAUUUGAUUAUCAUCUGUAUGGCCAGAAUGUUACCAUGAUAAUGACUUCAGUUUCUGGACAUUUGCUGGCUCAUGAUUUCCAGAUGCAGUUUCGUAAAUGGCAGAGCUGCAACCCUCUUGUCCUCUUUGAAGCAAAAAUUGAAAAGUACUGUCCAGAGAAUUUUGUGGACAUCAAGAAAACCCUGGAACGAGAGACACGGCAGUGCCAGGCCCUGGUGAUCUGGACCGACUGUGAUAGAGAAGGCGAAAACAUCGGGUUUGAGAUUAUCCACGUUUGCAAGGCUGUGAAGCCUAGUCUGCAGGUGUUGAGAGCCCGUUUCUCUGAAAUCACCCCCCGAGCCGUCAGGGCGGCUUGUGAGAACCUGACCGAGCCCGAUCGGAGAGUGAGUGACGCUGUGGAUGUGAGGCAGGAGCUGGACCUGCGGAUUGGAGCUGCCUUCACAAGGUUCCAGACCCUGAGGCUUCAGAAGAUUUUUCCUGAGGUUUUGGCAGAGCAGCUGAUCAGUUAUGGCAGCUGCCAGUUCCCAACACUGGGCUUUGUGGUGGAGAGGUUCAAAGCCAUUCAGGCUUUUGUGCCUGAAAUCUUCCACAAAAUUAAAGUGACUCAUGACCACAAAGAUGGUGUCGUCGAAUUCAACUGGAAAAGGCAUCGUCUCUUUAACCACACAGCUUGUCUUGUCCUAUACCAGCUGUGUAUGGAGGAUCCCAGGGCAACAGUGGUGGAGGUCAGGUCUAAGCCAAAGAGCAAGUGGAGGCCUCAAGCUUUGGACACUGUGGAGCUUGAGAAACUGGCUUCUCGAAAACUGAGAAUAAAUGCUAAGGAAACCAUGAGGAUUGCAGAAAAGCUCUACACUCAAGGGUACAUCAGCUAUCCCCGAACUGAGACAAACAUUUACCCCAGGGACUUAAACCUGACAGCACUGGUGGAGCAGCAGACCUCGGAUCCACGCUGGGGGGCCUUUGCCCAGAGCAUUCUAGAGCAGUGUGGCCCCACUCCACGCAAUGGGAACAAGUCUGACCAAGCUCACCCUCCCAUCCACCCCACCAAAUACACCAGUAGCUUGCAGGGAGAUGAACAGCGACUGUAUGAGUUUAUUGUUCGCCAUUUCCUAGCCUGCUGCUCCCGGGAUGCUCAGGGCCAGGAGACCACUGUAGAGAUCGACAUUGCUCAGGAACGCUUCGUGGCCCAUGGCCUCUUGAUUCUGGCCCGCAACUACCUGGAUGUGUACCCAUAUGAUCACUGGAGUGACAAGACCCUCCCUGUCUAUGAGAGAGGCUCCUGCUUUCAGCCCAGCACUGUGGAGAUGGUGGACGGGGAGACCAGCCCACCCCAGCUGCUCACUGAAGCCGACCUCAUCGCCCUCAUGGAAAAGCAUGGCAUUGGGACUGAUGCCACUCACGCGGAGCACAUCGAGACAAUCAAAGCCCGGAUGUAUGUUGGGCUCACCCCGGACAAGCGGUUUCUCCCCGGACACCUGGGCAUGGGCCUUGUGGAAGGUUAUGACUCCAUGGGCUAUGAGAUGUCCAAGCCUGACCUCCGGGCUGAGCUGGAAGCUGAUCUGAAGCUCAUCUGUGAGGGGAAGAAAGACAAAUUGCUGGUUCUAAGGCAGCAAGUCCAGAAAUACAAGCAGGUUUUCAUUGAAGCAGUGGCUAAAGCUAAGAAACUGGAUGAGGCCUUGUCGCAGUACUUCGGGGAAGGGACAAAGGUGGCCCAGCAAGAAGCCAUCUACCCAACCACGCCAGAGCCCAUCAGGAAGUGUCCGCAGUGCAGCAGAGACAUGGUCCUCAAGACCAGGAAGAACGGCAGGUUCUACCUCAGCUGUGUGAAUUUCCCAGACUGUCGAUCAGCUCUGUGGUUCCCCAACUCCGUGCUGGAGGCCAGCAGGGAUGGGAGUGUGUGUCCAGUGUGUCAGCCACAUCCUGUGUACAGGUUGAAGUUGAAGUUUAAACGUGGUAGCCUUCCCCCAACCAUGCCUCUGGAGUUUGUUGGCUGUAUUGGUGGAUGUGAUGAGACCCUGAGGGAGAUCUUGGACCUACGAUUUUCACAAGGUCCCCCGAGAGCUGGCCAGACAGUCAGCCAACCCUCUGGCUACCUGCAGGCCAGCCAGUCCCUAAACAGGAUGGACAACUGCCAGCCUCCUGACACUGGGCCAACUGGGCCCUCAAGUGCUCUGGCCCAGAUUCUGCCACCGCCCACUGCCGCUGGGGAAAGCAACUCUGUGACCUGCAACUGUGGCCAGGAGGCCCUGCUGCUCACUGUUCGGAAGGAGGGUCCCAACCAGGGCCGGCAGUUCUAUAAAUGCAAUGGAGGCAACUGCAACUUCUUCCUGUGGGCUGACAGCAGCCCCCCAGAAGCAGGGGGGCUGCCUCCCUCAGCAUCAAGGCCCCCUGGGGGCUCAGUGGGACAUCAGCCAGGCUCAAGGAACCCCCCGGGUGGGUUUGGCAGCUCUGGUGAUGACAGGGGUGGUGGCAUGUCCUGCCUGUGCAGCCAGCCCACUGUCACACGGACAGUGCAGAAGGACGGGCCCAACAAGGGACGCCAGUUCCACACAUGUGCCAAGCCGAGAGAGCAUCAGUGUGGCUUCUUCCAGUGGGUGGAUGAGAACAUGGCCCCAGGGACUUUUGGAGCCCCACCCUGGCCAGGAGGCAGAGGAAAAACACAGGGGCCAGAGGCCAGAAGCAAAAGAGCCCGGGCCAGUUCCUCAGACACGGGGUCCACAGCCAAGAAGCUCCGGAAAUGCAGCCUUUGCCACCAGCCUGGACACACCCGUCCCUUCUGUCCGCAGAACAGAUGAAGACAGGUCAGGGUAGAAAAGGCCACUUCUUAGACCUGCCUCUUUUGUCUCCAGGACAAUCUGUUUCCACUGGGAACGUGUGCCGCCUCGCUGCCCCAGAGGCUUUGAGGAAAGUGGCAGCUUUUAGAGCCUGCCUGUAUUAGGACUCAAGAUCCAGCCUGCUCUCCUACAGCCACCUGUUAGACAGUGGCCCUCUGCCCAGGGCUAGGAGUGGCUGCUCCCUGUGGCCCAGGGGGUAUGGUUGCUGUGAAGUAGCUGAUAGCAGAAAGUUUUGCUGCAGGGGUGGGAGGGACAUCCUGUAGCUGCAACCUCCAGGGCUGCCUUCGCCUCCAGAAAGCCCGCUCGAGGGCCUGGUGCUUCCAGAGCAGGCUCGGGCCACCUGGAAGGGGCUUCUCUCUACAGACAUCCUGAGAAGGGUGAUGCGAGGAAUCGGCCCUAGUUCUAAAAUCGUGUGUACAGAAGCAGUGAGCUUUCUCUUUACCUAGCAGCUGCCACAGCCAGUACACCCCCCCAGCCCAUGCCUCAGUGAAGACUCUGCCCUUCACUCUGGGGGGCACAGGGAGCAGCCAGGGCCUGAGGGACCUCCCCACAGCCUCCAGCCCUCAAGGCCUCCCCUCCCAGCCCCAGCCCGUCCUCCCCGUCCCUGGGCUGAGCUGGAAGCCCAGCCUCUCCUGGCCCCCAAAUAGCCUGUCCCACAGAGCAGAGGAGAGAGCCAGAGCCAGAGUCAGAACGCCCUUUGUCUCCACACCUCCUGGAGGUGGUCACAUUCCUUAUUUGCUUUACAAAAAACCUGAUGAACAAUAUAUAGCCAUAUUGGCUUUAUUUUAUAUUUUAGGGUAUAAGCAGAAAUGGGGCUAGAGUUGCCCAGGGUCAUACUGCAAGGUGGUGAAAUGAACUCUCCUCAGGUCUUGGGACUUCUGGCCUCACAUACUUUCCAUUGGCCUAGUAGCUCUGUGCCCCAGCCGAGGGCAGGGUGGAGGGUUUUUAUAAAUGCAGAUGCCUGGAAUGGCUCCUGGAGCCUCUGGUCAGUGGGUGUGUCAUGGCCCUGCCUUUGCGUUGCUUUCCUUGGCAGCUGCAAGUCACUCUCCAUCUCUGUGGUUUUACCUAUUCUGAACAUUUCAUUCACAUAAAUGGAAUCAUACAGUA
Molecule: messenger RNA, 4328 nt
Organism: Manis pentadactyla (Chinese pangolin)
Lineage: Eukaryota; Metazoa; Chordata; Mammalia; Pholidota; Manidae
Gene: TOP3A
Product: DNA topoisomerase III alpha
Exons: 19
Coding region: 174-3182 (1002 amino acids)
Biological process (GO): DNA topological change
Cellular component (GO): chromosome; nucleus
Molecular function (GO): DNA topoisomerase type I (single strand cut, ATP-independent) activity; DNA binding; zinc ion binding
Source: RefSeq, a predicted model, not a curated record